Messenger RNA from Ruditapes philippinarum (Manila clam), 1490 nucleotides. Its product is annotated as organic cation transporter-like protein. Gene Ontology annotation, cellular component: membrane. Gene Ontology annotation, molecular function: transmembrane transporter activity. Lineage: Eukaryota; Metazoa; Mollusca; Bivalvia; Venerida; Veneridae. Bases 231 to 1490 code for a protein of 419 amino acids. Gene Ontology annotation, biological process: transmembrane transport. The transcript has 6 exons. The record is from RefSeq and is a predicted model, not a curated record.
AUACAACGCAUGGUGUAAUAUCUAUGUUGUCUAUUUCGAUCAAAUACCUGAAAAUACAUUAUGAAUAAAACACAGUAAACCUACCGUUUAUAACAAGAGCUUUGAAUACUGAUGCUUACGCCGUUUAGUCGAGCUAUAGUUAAUUAAGUCGAUUAUAAACAACUAUGACAUUUUAUAGGGAAGAAGGUUUAUGUAAGGAGAUUUUAUGAUCUAUGUAAUUCACACCGGAAAUGACUGUUUUUCAACAAAAUAACAAGGACGAGGAAGAGAAAAUUGGCCCAGAUGAAAUAAUCGACGAAAUUGGAGGAUGUGGGCGGUUCCAAAUUCGGAUGAGUAUCAUUGCUCACAUGAUGAAAAUCAUUGUCUGCUUUAGUUUUGCUGGAAUGGUUAUUUUUACCGCUCCACCUGAUUGGUGGUGUGAAAGUGACGCCAUGCUGCACAAUAUGACGUCAUGUAGUAGAUUUGAAAAUCGUACAUCUGUGAACUACUGUCAGAAGCAUUCAUGCUACACGGCUAAUGGUUCACAAUGUUCGUCAUAUGGAUUUGAUGAUAGUUUAAGUACUGCUAUAAAUGAGUUCAAUCUAAUAUGUGACCAAGACUUUAUUCCAAGUACGAUCAAUUCUAUCCAUCUAGCCGGAAUAAUGUUUGGAAACCUCAUAUCAGGACAAAUUUCGGAUUUAUUUGGACGUAAACGGCCUAUGUUUAUGUCCAUUGUUAUUAUGAUGGCGGCAAAUCUUCUUGGAUUUUUCUCCACGUGUUGGGAAAUGUUUGCUGCUGCUGCCUUUUUCAUUGGAGUUGGAGGAGGUUUCUUCCUGACUACCCAUUACUGUCUUUUGUCGGAAUUUUCACCAGCAAAAUGGCGUGUUUGGAUUACUGGCUUUCCCUCCUGGCCUAUGCAGGGGUGUUUGUUCUCACUCGUAUCUUGGCUUUUACACGACUGGAGAUAUAUACAACUAGUUACAGCAAUUAUGGCCUUGCCAUUUCUGCUGUCUUGGUUUGUCUUUCCAGAAAGUUUCCGAUGGUAUGUAGCACAUGACAAACCGGAAAAAGCCGGAAAUAUUCUCCGCUCUGUAGCGAAUUACAAUAAACAUAAUGAUGUCAACUUCAGUAAGGCUUUAAAGAAACCAGAAGAUACACACGACCGGCGAUAUACUCUUUUAGAUUUGUUCAAAACAAAAUAUAUGAUCAGGAUAUCAUUGCUUUCUUCUUUGAGUUGGUUUGCUCUUGGAAUUUGUUCUUUUGGUCUGGCUUUUGGGAUACAGUCGCUGUCAGGAAACAUUCAUUUUAAUAUGUUCUUGUUUAGUUUGACCGGAAUCCCUUCUAAAGUGAUAGCACUUUGGCUACAAAAUAGGUUUGGUCGUCGAGCUUCGUGCAUGUUGUGCUUUGUUAUCGUUAUGAUUGGAGGGUUUACUGUUGGUAUUGUACAAAGCACUGGUAAAUAUUUACAAAAUAAACAAUUCUUUUUUCGAAUAUAUAAGUUUUUUGAUUAG